AUGGGAGAUCCAGUGCCAGAUGAUGGGCUAGGACCAGUCAAUGACAAUAUGUCUGCGAAUGGAGGUGACAACGAUCGAGACGACAUUUGUCGCGACUUUUUGAAAAACAUCUGUAAUCGUGGUUCACGCUGCAAGUUUUAUCAUCCUCCCGAGGCCAAGAUGCGCGCUCAAGAACAAGUCAAUUUCUGCAUUGACUUCCAGGUGCGUAUCUAAGCGAAGUCCGUUGCGUCUGCGAUUUUUUAAAUUUCCUAUAAACAACUAUUAUCAAAGUUUCAACAUAAAGGUUAGCGUCAUGUUGCGUUCUGAUAAUUCGUGCGUUUUUUAUAAUGGCUAUUUUCAUUUGAUGUUACUAAAUAAUUUUUGCAGUCAACUUUUUAAAGUUUGGGUAGUUCUCCAUUCCUCUAAAUAAUGAAGUUUUUUUUUUCAGUUUGAAGCUCGUUCAAUUCACUUUUUUUCAAACUGUUUCAUCUUUUUAUUAAAAAAAGUUUUUUUCAAAUCUUAUUAGAAACAGGACGAUAUAUUUUUAUUUAUGAUUAUUUUUUAAAAAAUUGCACUAAAAUUGAAGAAGAAAGCUACGACACUUCUCUUUUGAAGUUUUAUAAACACGAUUUUCAAAGAAAUAGUCAUCAUUGAAAAACGUACGAACUUCGAAAUCUUUUGUCAUUUACUCAGUUCCAAAUAAUGAAAAAAGUCUAUGCAUUUUUUUCGCUUUGAUGUCUUAGAAAGAAUGUGAGCUAUCUUUGUUUUUUUUUUUAUAAACUUACAAAACCUCACUGAAAAAGAAAAAUUUAACAAAAGUUUCUGAGCGCAACUAUAAGGUUAUUUUUCCAAAUAAAUGGUUUUCUCACAUAUGAGUAUCGAGUUUUUUUGAAAUUUCACAAAAAAAUAUUUGUCGUUGUGUAAGUGAAUAUACUAUUCUUAAUGUACGCUGUUUUAGAACCGCGGAUGUAUGCGUGAGAACUGCCGCUUUGUCCAUGCGCAGCGCGAUGAGGUCGAGCGAUACAAACAGACGCAUGAAGUGACGCUACCGUUAGCGCGAGCUAUAGCGGCGGUAUCCCAGGGCGACACGAUUGCUGGAAUCCCAGUCUGCAAAGAGUUCCAAGCAGGAAAAUGUGCACGCGGCGCUGCCCGCUGUCGCUACUGGCACGUUAACGUCGACCAAGAGCGUGAUCGUCGUCACCGUGGACUCCCUCCUCUCGGCGAAUCUCAUGGCGGCCGUCAUCAAGGAUCUCGAUAUGGUGGUGGUGGCGGCGGCGGCGGUGGUGGUGGUGGCGGUGGAUAUGGCAAUCGACGCUCCGGGGGACCUAUGGACUCAUAUGAAGCGAAGCGACCUCGGAUGGAUGAUCAGCGCAUGUUGGAAUUGGAGAGGAAGAACGCAGAGCUCCAAAAAGAAGUUGAUUCACUCUCGCGCGAACUGCAGCGUGAACACGAGCGCUAUGAAGAUUUGUAUGCUCUUUUCCGCCAACAAACUGCUAACUCUACCUUAGUUCCUGUUCCCAAACCUCAGCAACAACCCAUCCAACCUCAACAAUCUCAAGCAUCUGAUCAAGCUAAUUUCAAUUCUAAUUCUAAUUAUGGCAGUUGGAACCCUGGAGCUUGGAAUACUUGA
Messenger RNA from Caenorhabditis auriculariae, 1609 nucleotides. Lineage: Eukaryota; Metazoa; Nematoda; Chromadorea; Rhabditida; Rhabditidae. The record is from the annotation of a GenBank genome assembly.